CCAUGCCCGCAACUAUCCUUGAAAGAUGCGUUGACAUCCCCCAAGAAAACAAGAGUAACCGUGGAAGCACUUGUAAAGCAGGUUUCACCACUAAAGACAGGUGCAAAUUGGAAAAGAAAAGAUGUGUACCUGGAAGAGGAUGGACAUACCAUGACCUGCAAAAUGUGGAAUGAGAGCGCUGACACCGUUAAAGAAGACCACAUCAAUAAGAAACUCAAGAUUGAAAACGUAGAAGUCGACAUAUACCAGGGGCAAGUUAGCCUAAAGAAUACCUCUGAAACAUCAAUGGUAACACACGCACCAGAAAGCAAAAGGAUGCAAAUCAUCGCCAUUAGUAACGAAGAAGACACCACGCCAGAAGUCCUCGGCAUCAUAGAAAAUCAGUCAGAUGCACAAGUUUUCACAGCAACAGCACAGAACCUACCACACUCCAACGAGCUUCCACUCACUGUUAAAGUUGUAAUUAACGGCACACAAAUAUCCGAUUUGGAAAAGAUUACGUCGCCUAACACGUCGACGAAGAAAGGGAAGAAAGCCGUAAAGAAUUCAGACAGCACAAGACCUGCUACACCUCAGUGAACUUCUACUCACUGUGAACCACACCGAUAUUCCACUUCCUAACAUUUGAAGAAAGAGAAGAAACUUGUUCAGAAUUCAUUAUGAUGUUCAAUCUAUUUUGAGAAGAAUCAAUAAGUGACAAGUAGUUGCCAGUAAUUUGUUUGUAACUGUAAUUAAGUUACUCACUGUGAACCACACAGAUAUCUGAAUCGGAAAAUAGUCCAUUUCCUGACACUUGAAGAAACAGAAGAAAGUUGUAAAGAAUUUAUAGUGAUGUUCAGUCUAUUUUGAGAAAAAUCAAUAAUUGACAAGUAGUUGCCAGUAAUUUGUUUGUAACUGUAAUUAAGUUACUCACUGUGAACGACACAGAUAUCUGACUUGGAAAAUAGUCCAUUUCCUAAGACUUCAAGAAAGAGAAGAAAUUUGUUAAGAAUUCAUAAUGAUGUUCGAUCUAUUUUGAAAAGAAUCAAUAAGUGACAUGUAGUUGCUGGUAAUUUGUUUGUACAUUGUAACUGUAACUAAGUUACUCAAUGUGA
Lineus longissimus is the source of this 1094-nucleotide messenger RNA. RefSeq lists its product as uncharacterized. Bases 151 to 579 code for a protein of 142 amino acids. Lineage: Eukaryota; Metazoa; Nemertea; Pilidiophora; Heteronemertea; Lineidae. The transcript is spliced from 3 exons. The record is from RefSeq and is a predicted model, not a curated record.